Messenger RNA from Panicum virgatum (switchgrass), 1249 nucleotides. RefSeq names its product probable glutathione S-transferase GSTU6. The coding region runs from base 118 to 858 and encodes 246 amino acids. The transcript is spliced from 2 exons. Lineage: Eukaryota; Viridiplantae; Streptophyta; Magnoliopsida; Poales; Poaceae. Gene Ontology annotation, cellular component: cytoplasm. Gene Ontology annotation, biological process: glutathione metabolic process. The record is from RefSeq and is a predicted model, not a curated record. Gene Ontology annotation, molecular function: glutathione transferase activity.
AACUGGGCACCCGCGAUCAUCACCUGACCCCGUACAUAUAACCUGCUCGUGCCUGAAUCCUUGACACAACCCGACCUUGUCACCCAACUGAAGGACACCAAAGCUUUAGCCUCAGCGAUGGCGGUGGCAGCAGUAGCAGCAGGAGGAGGAGGAGGGGGCGAGCUGCGGCUGCGGCUGCUGGGCACGUGGUCGAGCCCGUGGGUGAUCCGGGUGCGGGUGGCGCUGGGGCUCAAGGGCCUGAGCUACGAGUACCUCGAGGAGGACCUGGCGAGCAAGAGCGACCUCCUGCUGAGAUCCAACCCGGUGCACGGGAAGGUGCCGGUCCUCCUCCACGGCGGCCGGCCGGUGUGUGAGUCGCUCGUCAUCCUCGAGUACGCCGACGAGGCCUGGCCGGCCGCCGGGCCCCGGCUCCUCCCAUCCGACCCCUACGACCGCGCCACGGCGCGCUUCUGGGCGGCCUACGUCAACGACACGUUUCUCCCGGCGUACAGGGCGCUGUUCAGGUCGCUGACGGAGGAGCAGAGGGCGGCGGCGUUCGAGAACGCCGUGCCCAAGGUGGAGGUGCUGGACCGGGCGCUCGCGGAGUGCUCCAAGGGGAAGGCCUUCUUCGGCGGCGACGCCGUCGGGCUCGUGGACGUCGCGCUCGGGAGCCACCUGGUGUGGAUCAGGGUGGUGGACGAGGUGGGCGGCACCAACCUCCUGGACGGGGCCAGGUUCCCCGGCCUGGCGGCGUGGGCGGAGCGGUUCUUGGCCGUGGACGCCGUGAGGGAGGUCAUGCCGGACGCCGGGAAGGUCUUGGAGCAGUACAAGGGGUUUCGGGCUAAAUGGAUCGCCGCAGCUGGUUCUACUUCUACAUGAACAUAGCGUCACCGUAUAUUUUCGCAUGAUUGACUGGGGCUGUGUUUAGAUAUCCAAACUCCUCCCAACUUUCCAAAUUUUCCAUCACAUCUCCAUCACAUCGAAACAUUAAAUAUAACAAAUAACCCAUGCAUGGAGUACUAAAUAUAGAUAAAUAAAAAAAUUAAUUGCACAUGUCUCUGAUAGUCUGAUGGACACGCUGGACUUUGACGCAGUACUUGACACCUGCUGAGUUCUUUUCUUUAAGUAUGUAGUACUACCUGUACUUUUUUUUGGAUGGAUAUAUUACCAGUAGUUGGAGAUGUAGUAUUUGGUGUGUGAUUUUGUGUAAUAAGAGACCUACGAAACGGUGAUGAAAAAUAAAUGUUCACUGCGUCACCCUGCAUUGAAA